Molecule: messenger RNA, 201 nt
Organism: Phytomonas sp. Hart1
Lineage: Eukaryota; Euglenozoa; Kinetoplastea; Trypanosomatida; Trypanosomatidae
Source: the annotation of a GenBank genome assembly
AUGCGGGCGAAGUGCGAGGGGCUGAAAACGUCCGUUCGGCAGCUUUGCGAGCAGAUCGAGGAGGUGGACGCGGCCCAGCAAGCGGCCCAGCGCUCCCUCGACCAGUCGCUUAACGGCGCGGAGAGCGCGGCGGGGGGGGUUAUUGCGUGUACGCACUGCGCCGCGGAUGUGGUCUCCCGGUUCCUCUCCACAGGGUCUUGA